AAGAACCCGCACCACCGCUCGGCACCGGGAGAGCCGCAGCGGGGCCCGAGUCCUGCCCCGAGCGCAGGGAGGAGGGACCGGGCAGACCCUGGUGCGGCGCCGCCCGGGAGGGGGAGCCGCGUCCAGCUCGUGACCCAGCGGCGGCGGAGGCGGGUGCGCCCGUCGGUGCCCCCGGAGCCGCCAUGGCCUCGCAGAACGCUGACCCCGCCGCCGUGUCCAGCGCAGCCGCUCGCAAAGCGGCCGAAACGGGAGCCACGCCGGCCCGCGGCGCGGUGGGGAAGAGGCUGCAGCAGGAGCUGAUGGCGCUGAUGAUGUCCGGUGAUAAAGGCAUUUCCGCCUUCCCCGAGUCCGACAACUUGUUCAAGUGGAUUGGGACCAUUGACGGCGCCGCUGGCACGCCCUACGAGGAGCUGCGGGGGAGUGCUCGGUGUGCCGACUGCCCUCACCACCCCUCUGCCCUCACUGCCGGCACCUCGCACAGCCCAGUCCUCGCUGCUGCUCGGCUACACCACAGACCUGUCACACCUGCAGCCUUCCUCCCAGCCAGACAGGGCUGCCUGCUGUGGGUGGGGGACAUGGGAUUGAGUCCUGAGGGCUCUGUCCUUGAUGGGAGAGGAGUCGUGUACCUGCUGCAGCCGCCGCCUCGCUUGUGGCUUCCUGUCUUGCCUCCUCCUUGUCUGUGGCAGCAGCUGCUACCCUCGCAGGCAAGAAGCAGUCCUGGCACUUCCCCUUGGCCCUGCACACCUGGGGCUUGGGCAGGCUUUGAGGAGCAGCAGCAGUGGCCCUGCUCCUUCCACCCUGCUCCCACCUCUGCUCCCACUGAAGGAGGCUUAACCACCACCACCAUGAUGAUCCCACUGCCAGGGCACACAAUGCAGGAACUUGCAAUAAACUCUCUGACCAAGGUGGUUCUGCUCCUCCUCACACCCCUCUGCCAGCCCCUGCUUUGCUUUCCUCUGCUGAGGAGCACCAGGGAGUGCCAAUGCCCUGUGCCAGAGGGCUCUGGGCGUUGCCCCCUCUGCAGGGUCCCUGCAGCCUGGAAACAAGUGACCUGCCUGAGCAGCAGCAGUGCAGUCACUCAGCCCUCUGGCACUACCCUCAGCUCCGUUUGCUCCCAAGGACCGGAGCUGGGCAGCAUUGUUGGCUGCCUCCUUCCCGUCUCCAUGCCAUGUGCCCCGCGUGGGCACAUCCUCCAGACAACAGGGCCAUGAUUUUGGAGGCGGGUGGUUUAUUAGUGUAAUGAGAAUGGGUGCAGCAGGGUUUCCCAGAGCAUCCCUCUCCACCUUGCUGCACCUCAGCAGGGCAUGGGCACCCUGAGGA
Empidonax traillii (willow flycatcher) is the source of this 1320-nucleotide messenger RNA. RefSeq names its product ubiquitin conjugating enzyme E2 C (gene UBE2C). The record is from RefSeq and is a predicted model, not a curated record. Bases 183 to 1211 code for a protein of 342 amino acids. NCBI's taxonomy places the organism in Eukaryota, Metazoa, Chordata, Aves, Passeriformes, Tyrannidae. The transcript has 6 exons.